GGUGGAUUCGCGCUGUGGAGCAAGUCUUUAACGCUGUGCUCAAGAUUGGGUAGCCUAGCCGGAAGUGGGCGGCCUUCUUCCCGGAAGGCGCGGGACUCUGUGGCGGCGGCAAAAAAUGCUUGGCGUUAAAGCAAACUACCUACUACCCGCAGACUGCGUGCACCGGCUGGUAGCGGAGCUGCAGGGCGCCCUGGACUCCUGCGCCGAUCAGCAGCGACAGUUGGAGCGGAGUCUGCGCGUUUCCAGGAGGCUGCUGCAGGUCUGGGAACCAGCCAGGACCCCGUCUUCAGUUCCAGAAACCAAGGAAGAGGACCCAAAUCCAGCGUGUACACCGAGUUCUCAAGACCUUUCGGAGCUGGAACUUUUGACCCAGGCACUGGAGAAGGCUGUACGUGUGAGGAAAAGUGUGUCCAAUGCUGGACAAAGAGACAGAACCCCCAGUCUGACAUCUAAGGCAGCCACUUCUGGUGCCACAGCCUCUGCCCCUCCUCGGGCUCCCAGCCAGGGUGGCAGCCGUGUAUCGGGUGCAAGAUCCACCAAGGGCAUACAACGGGUCACCGCCCCUGCCAAGGAUUACCCUGAGGGCAGACUUCGGUCAAGGGGAGAUAAGACCCAUGUAAGAACACAAGACCAAACUAUUGGGUAUGGACCAGGCCACAGGGACCAACAAAUGACCCCAUCAUCUGCUCAUCAUGCCACAGAACUCUUCACAUUAAAAGAGAAGGGGACUCUCCUGCAGCUACCUGCGACCUUCAGGGAGGCAACUUCUCAGAAUUCCCGCCUGUGGGCCCAGCUCAGCUCUACACAAACCAAUGACUCCACAGAUGCCACUAGAGCCGCCAAAACUCAGUUCCUCCACAAACUCCAGGUGGUUUCAGGCUGUUCUAGCCACAGGCCCAGUGCUACAGAAGUACAGGCACAUUCGCAGAGCCUGAGGAAGGCCUGUACGAUGCUGAGACUUCGUAUGCAAAAGGAACUUGCAACAGCCCCCACUGACUGGAUGCAGGAGUACCGAUGCCUGCUCACCCUGGAAGGACUGCAGACCGUUGUUGGACAGUGUCUCCACAGGAUACAGGCACGGAAAGCAGCUGUGACAGAACAACUUCCAGGAGUGUGCCUUGCAGAAAAGCCCACCCAGGCCUCAUCAGUGUGUGGAGGAGAGGUGGAAUCUUCCUGGAGCCCUGAGCUCCUUCUCUACUCUAGCACCAAGGAGCUGCAGACCUUGGCAACCUUGAAGCUUCGAGUGGCCAUGCUAGACCAGCAGAUCCAUCUAGAAAAGGUUCUGAUGGCUGAACUCCUCCCUCUGAUAAACACCCAGGAGCCAGGAGGAGCACCUUGGUUGGAACUGUGUCGGGCUACAUACAGUCUGCUCUGUGAGGAAGGCAAACGCUUCCUCACGGUCCUUCGAGAUGACCCUGCUAACUAAGCAGGCUGGCCAGACCAGCCUCUCUGGGAGAACCCCCUCCUCCUGGCUGGAGUGUAGUGAAUAGGGAUUGGGGGAGCUGAGAGCACAGAGCUAUAACCUCACUGAGAAAGCUGUGAGGCCAGGGCCCAAGCUCCAUGUAUCCACCAGACUUCUUGGUCAGGGCUCAGCUUUCUGCCUUCCUGGGGGAGUCCUUGGCUGCCUCCGCUUUCUCUCACUGUAGACCUACAGACUAUCUGUAUGACACUAGAACUCCUUUAGGAAUUAUGUAAGUCGUAUAAUACUAGGGUUUGGUAAGGCGCUUUUU
Molecule: messenger RNA, 1730 nt
Organism: Mastomys coucha (southern multimammate mouse)
Lineage: Eukaryota; Metazoa; Chordata; Mammalia; Rodentia; Muridae
Gene: Tedc2
Product: tubulin epsilon and delta complex 2
Exons: 10
Coding region: 116-1426 (436 amino acids)
Source: RefSeq, a predicted model, not a curated record